Onthophagus taurus is the source of this 981-nucleotide messenger RNA. It is a transcript of the gene viaf, whose product is annotated as viral IAP-associated factor. Gene Ontology annotation, biological process: protein folding. The record is from RefSeq and is a predicted model, not a curated record. Gene Ontology annotation, cellular component: cytoplasm. NCBI's taxonomy places the organism in Eukaryota, Metazoa, Arthropoda, Insecta, Coleoptera, Scarabaeidae.
AUACGCACUGACCUUAAUUUCAAUUUUAGCUUGAGCCUGCCCAUAUAAGUUCUUUCCUUCUGUUCCUAACCUCAAUUCAAGAAGUUUCUUAAUUUCUAGAAUCUUAAAAUAUCCCGUUAUUUUUAAUUUUUUUAAUUAAAACUAUUAUUUAAAAAUGCAGGACCCAAAUGAAGAUACCGAAUGGAAUGAUGUAUUGCGGUCAAAAGGUAUUAUCCCACCAAAAAAGGAGGCUGAAAUUACUGAAGAUGAAAUUGUUACUAUGUUGGAACAAACUAUUGAAGAGAAACAAUCAAAAGAAAGAGAUUUAUCAAAGUUGGAUUUAGAUGAACUUGAUGAGUUGGAAGAUUCUGAGGAUGAGGCAAUAAUAUUACAGUAUAGACAAAAAAGAAUAGCAGAAAUUAAGGCGUUAGCUGAAAAAUCAAAAUUUGGGUCGGUUAGGGAAAUAUCUGCUCAAGAUUAUGUUGGUGAAGUAAAUAAAGCUGGGGAAGGCGUUUGGGUAAUUUUGCAUUUGUAUAAACAAGGGAUACCUCUAUGUGCAUUAAUUAAUCAACAUAUGACUAAUUUAGCCAGCAGAUUUCCAACAGUAAAAUUCUUAAAAUCCAUUUCAACAACUUGUAUUCCAAAUUAUCCUGACAAAAAUUUACCCACAAUAUUUAUUUAUUUCGAAGGGCAAAUGAAAAAGCAAAUUGUGGGUCCUAUAGAAUUAAGGGGUCCUAAUUUAAAUUUAGAAGAAUUUGAGUAUUUGUUAGGAACAGUAGGUGCAAUUGAAACUGAUAUAAAAGAGGAUCCAAGACCGAAAAUUAAAGAUAAAAUGUUCAGCGACUUAAAUGAUACAAAUGAUUGGUAAAAAAGAAAUACCAAAGAUGAAUGAAAUUGAAUUUAAUUUGAGUAAUUAAUUAAUUUUUGGAAAAUGCUGUUCAAUUUGGUUUAAUACAUACAUAUUUAUUAAUGCAAUGCUACAAAAUAUAUAAAAUUGAAAAA